This is a messenger RNA of Pieris macdunnoughi, 213 nucleotides long. NCBI's taxonomy places the organism in Eukaryota, Metazoa, Arthropoda, Insecta, Lepidoptera, Pieridae. The record is from the annotation of a GenBank genome assembly.
AUGCCUUCGAAUCAAGUAAAUGGACAAAAAUAUUAUGAUCGCAAAAUGUCUGUUUUCAUGCUCGUACCUGCUCAAAUCCCAAGCAAGCCAUAUCGCCAUAUCCAUAUUUGGUACGACAGCGUUGGUUUUCACUACCCCUACAAAGCCACCCUAGACUUGCCAUAUAAAAAGAGACAAGGGACGAUGUCCCUAGAAGUUCAAAUAUUCGGCUAA